AAAAUUUGUGUGCUUACUUUUGUGCUUGACGACGAUAAAUCUUCUUUUGUAAAGAGAAUACAUGGUUUUAACAGAUAGUUUUGCUUCACAGAUUAGCAAAACAUGAGUUCGUUGAAAAAAUGCCCAAGGACGUACCGAGUGCAAUUCGGACCGAACGUCCCGACCGACUGGACCCGAAGCAUUUGUCUUAGAUUCAUAAAGGAGAUAGAGAAGCGCGAAUGCCUAUGGAACAAAGAUGCACCUGGCUACAAAAGCCCAAUUAAACAACUUGAGGCAUGGUUAUUCUUGGCGAAGGAAUUUGGGAUUCACCACAAUUUACUUCGCAAUAAGUGGAGAUCCCUUCAAAGCUCCUUCAGACACUUUUGCAAUAAGCAAAAGGCUGCAAAUGAGACUGGAGACUCACCGCCAACCUGGUACGCGUACGAUGCUAUGCAGUUUGUGAUGAACAAGAAAAGUCACGACCCGUUGGUGGAUAUAGGACAAUUAUCUUCGACAAUAAAAGUCAAGAAUCUGUCCGAACUCUCCAGCCGGGCAGAGUCGCCAGCCCCAGGCACAUCCACAGAGUCAUCGCCAUUUGCACCACCAAUGGAAGUGAGGAUUGUUGAUGCGAAAAGUAUAUUGUCUGGGGGCACCGCAAUCACACCAUCAUCCAGUUCCGAGCAAAAACAGCCCGAAUCUCAACUGACACCAGAUCUACCGCACUACCUAAUCCCUUCCUCAAAGCAAGCUCAACCUCGCAAACAAAUCACCUCCUCAAAUCAGACCACACAAAAUCUACCGCCGUACGUAAUCCGGACGGGAUCAAAACAAGCCACAGUAGCUCAACCACGCUACCGCACUAUGAAGCGCCGGUUGGAGGAUACCACUCUUUCCUAUGACAGAAACAUGCUUAGGGUGUUGGAAAAUGUGUCCGCGGUGACCGAUCGUCUGGUUGAGGAAAGACAAACGGCGAAAUCAGAUGGGCAGACUUUUGGCGAGUGGGUUGGCGGCAUGCUGGAUGAGUGGUCGCCUGAUAGGAGGCAGUCGGCCAAAGUGGCCAUCCGUCGGUUCAUUGCCAAAAAAGACGCUGCGCGGUUUAGGGAACGAGUGGGAAAGAAUGUAGAAAAGAUGUACGAAAGUAGCGAUAGUGACGUAUGAUAAGCGUAGCAGCUACAAUAUUAGAGAUAAGUGAAGCCGUAAAAUGUGUGACUUUGCAUUCUUAACAGGAGUGAAAGAAAAACCUGUUUCAUUCUUUUCAUUUAUUAGUUAUUAGGCUGGGUUAGCCUGCGCGCGAAUGAGCUGGGUUUGGGGCGCUACGUUCUUGUGGACUACGCAACUCCUAACAGCUUCUGUGCAUCAUCUCUUUUAUCACAUCGACCCAACGACAACUGCGCAACAGGUCUUUCGAAUUGCUUCACUUUACUUUCAAUUUACUUUACACCAAUACUUUCAGCGUUUUGUAACAGAAAUUUAAAUGGCUAAAUAACAC
Anopheles aquasalis is the source of this 1468-nucleotide messenger RNA. RefSeq lists its product as uncharacterized. The record is from RefSeq and is a predicted model, not a curated record. NCBI's taxonomy places the organism in Eukaryota, Metazoa, Arthropoda, Insecta, Diptera, Culicidae.